UGUCUCUUGUCUGCCUGUCCAAGAUGGCGGCGGAGGGAAGAGCUGGGGCAGCGUGAGGCUGCGGCGGCUCCGUCUCGGCACCCGCGGGCCCUGCUGCGGGGGCGGGACGGUGGGCUGGAGCGAGGCCGGAGCGCUUGGACCUUUUCCUUUAGAUGGGAACGGGGGAAGGAGCCCAGACGUGGCAACACAUUCUCAGGCUCCUGCAGGACCGCCAUGGCUUAUGAUGACUCCAAGAAGAAAGGAGAGUUCCUAGAGAGCGACAGAAGUGUUGAUGACGUGGAGCUGGCAACUGGCAGAAUACAGCGAGAGAAAAAGCGCCCUUACAAGGAUCUGCUACAAGAGGAAGAUGAGGUAGCAACUCAGGACAGUGAGCUUUUUCCUGGGACGGAACCUCACAAAAAGAAGAGAAAGCAUUCCUCCGAUGAGUUCUGCUACAGAGGUGUAUUGCCUUUGGAUCUACCAUCAAAGAAGAAAAAAAAAACAGUUUCUAGCCCAUCCUCAGCUGAUGCAACCAUGGAUGUACUCAAGGCUAUCACCUCACCUUUGGCCACAAGCUCAAAGUCUUCAAAGAAGACCUCUGAAAAAUCAUCUUAUUCUUCCUCUGGUCAUUCUGAAAGCAAAAAGGAGCACCACAAGAAGAAGCUGAGUGGGAGCAGUGGGGAGCACUCAGUGGAUGAUGGCAGCUUCCACAAAUCUAAAAAAAUGAAACCUCUCUACGUGAACACAGAGACACUUACUCUUCGUGAACCUGAUGGCUUGAAGAUGAAGCUUAUCCUUUCACCAAAAGAGAAAAGUAGUGCAGCAGAUGAUGAUUCCUACUCCUCAGCACCAGCAGCUGCAAAGAAAUCUUCAAAGAAAUCGGCUCGAGAUGAGCAAGGCUCAUUCCUGCUGGGUCAUGAACUGCAGAGCUUUCUGAAGUCAUCCCGGAAGAAGCACAAAUCACUUCCAGACCAACAUCCACCUUCUGAGAAUUUUGGUGCUGACACCUCCCAUUUUUCAGAGGGCCAUGGGACCGAGUAUGAGAUUGCAGGUAUGGAGGCACCACCAGAAUCUGGUUCCUCAUCUGGUGGGGAGUUGGAGGCUGGAGAGCUUGUGAUAGAUGACUCUUACCGGGAAAUCAAGAAGAAGAAGAAGUCAAAAAAAAGUAAGAAGAAAAAAGACAAGGAGAAACACAGAGAGAAGAAGCACUCUAAGUCCAAAAAGAGUUCUGGGCAUGGCCCUGUGGCAGUAGCAGAAGUGUCACCACCACCUCCUCCCAGUACCUCUUAUGUUCUUCCUCCACCUCCUGCUGUUCCUCACUCAGAUGGUCAAGGUGAGAAGAGGAGGAAAAAGGACGACAAGGAGAAGGACAAAGCUGAGAAAUGGGAAAAGGAAAGAGAAAGAGAAAGAGAAAGAGAAAGAGAAAAAGAAAAGGAAAGAGAAAGAGAAAAAGAAAGAGAACGAGAGAGAGAAAGAGAACGAGAGAGAGAAAGAGAACGCGAAAGAGAAAGAGAACGCGAAAGAGAAAAAGAAAGAGAAAGAGAAAAGGAGAAGGAAAGAGAAAAGGAGAAGGAGAAAGAAAGAGAAAAAGAAAGAGAAAGAGAAAAAGAAAGAGAAAGAGAAAAGGAAAGAGAAAAAGAAAGAGAAAGAGAAAAACCAAAGAAGAAAAACAUGUCUGCCUAUCAAGUGUUCUGCAAAGAAUAUCGUACAACUAUUGUGUCUGAGCACCCUGGAAUAGAUUUUGGAGAGCUAAGUAAAAAACUGGCAGAAGUGUGGAAGCAGCUUCCUGAGAAGGAUAAACUGAUCUGGAAACAGAAAGCUCAGUAUCUCCAACACAAGCAGAAUAAAGCAGAGGCCACCACUGUGAAGAGAAAGGCAUCAUCUUCAGAUGGUGCACCAAAAAUGAAAGCUUCUCCAACAGGCGUGAUUUCCCCUCAUAAGAAAUCUCCCACCAGCAACGUGGUGGUGCCUUCCUCACCAGCCAAAGUCCCUGAGACAGAUCCUAUUGAUGUAGCUGCGCACUUACAGUUGCUGGGUGAAUCUCUGAGCCUCAUUGGACACAGACUGCAGGAAACAGAGGGGAUGGUGGCUGUUUCAGGAAGUUUGUCGGUACUUUUAGAUUCAAUCAUCUGUGCUUUGGGCCCAUUAACUUGUCUGACCACACAACUACCAGAGUUGAAUGGCUGCCCUAAGCAUGUUUUGUCAAACACACUAGACAACAUCGCCUACAUCAUGCCUGGGCUUUGACGGGGAAGGAUCCUGGGACAUACUCAACCCCUGCCUGACUGACCUAUGUACAUAUGCACUACGCCGGCACUCACAAAGGGCUCUGUGUGUAGGGUUUUAAAGCUUUUUAUCCCUAUGGUUUAUACAUAGGAUUGUAACUACUUGACUUCUGUUUUAUGAAAAGUUGUGAAGUUAAGCUGAGAAAACCCUUUUCUGUUGUUAGGUGAAGAGUCCUCCAAUCUGAAAGUAUUUUGUAUGAAGAAUUUAGAAAUCUUUUGAGAUUCUCGCCUUAAAUCCAGAUCCUUCAGUGGGAUAAGCAGCCCGAGAAUGGACUUCUCGAUAUAAAGAAUAACAUGUCACCAUGCGAAGAGUCAUUGAAACAGGUGUCCCAGAGAGGUGGUUGACUCUCCUUCCUUAAAAAUGAAUGAGCAGCCUGCUCUAGUGGGACUUCAAGCAGGGGGAUGGACCAGAUGACCUCCUGAUCUCUCUUUUGGCCUAAAGUAGUCUGAUGUUCUGUGGGCAGGUAGAAAUGGUAAUAUAUUUUGGAACAAGGAAUAGAACUCAGCUCCUCACCAGCCCUGUUUCAAGCUGUUUUUCAGUUUAAGAUCUACUGUUUGAGAGGAAGACUGCAUACCUGAUCAAAGAUAAAAGAGUUUGGUGGCUCUUGGUCACUUCUUUGAGUCCUCCCUCUUCAAUCAGUAAUAACCAAAAGUUGUCAGCAUCGGCUGUCCUGUCUGGUAGCUGCAUUUGAAGUAAAGUGGAAGAUGACAAUGAAUUUAAUCUUUUCUUGUGGACUUGCACCCAAAUCGGCGUUAGCACAAUAUAUCAGCCAGCUGCAUUGGCUUGAGAGUAUGAACCUCCUGCUGAUUUUUCCAGGCCGUGGUCAGUCUGCUUUGAUAGAGAGGAGCGUGCAAGCAGAUCGGAAAAACUUGGAUUACUUCUGCCUGUCUUGCACCUGUUUUGUGAACAGACAGCUUUGGUUUCUGAGAUCACUGAUCCUCCAUUCCUUUCACCAGCAGCAUUGAAAGAGCCAUGAUGCUGCUGUGAGGCAGUGACUAAUGACCAGUUUGAAGCAGUUAUGGCUGCAUAAGGCAUAUAUGGGUUGAUUGGACCGAUUCCCCUACCUUCCAGCCACGUACUUGUUUGGUUUUCUGCUCCUCUAGAACAGGAGCUGCAGGAGAGGACUUGAUCGUCAUAUAGGCUUUUGUGCGUCUAUAUGUAUAUGUGGUGUUGAUAUCAUAUGUAUUUGACUUUUACCAAUACCUGUAACAUUUUUAUUUAUCCUGUAUAUUUCUCUUUGUGUGUAUAUAUAUACAUACAUAAUUUAAAAACGAAAAUCCCUCCCUCCACCAGCAGUGUGUGGAAAACACAAAUCAAGUUUGCCUCACCCCAUUUCCUGCAGGAAUUGGCUGUAUGUGUAGUAGUAAGCAUUGGCAUUGUACAGGGAAACACCAGGAAGAGUUUAAGUGAUUGUAGAAGCAGGCUAUCUUGUGAAGGUAGCUAGAACAACUGAAAUAUAAUUUGAUGCUAGCCUUUCCAGCCUUAUAAUGUAAAAGUUUUUAAAUGACAGAAGAACACAUUUUUACUUCCAAUGGGAAGUCUAGCUUCUGUUUUCAGGGCCGUUGAAAGUGAGCUGUCCCUUGGUGUGACUGAGCCCCAGAUCAUAAUUAAAUUAAAUCCUCAGGUGCGCAGGAGGGAUUUUUUUUUCCCUAUUCCUGUUUACCAUGUAUUCCCCAGCUGUGCCUAUACAAGGUAGUCUGUCUCUUACAGAGCUCUUCUCAGUGUAGCGUUAACAUUUUCUUAGUCACUGGAGGAGGCAGAAGGUUUUCAGACCACCACAGUAGUUCUCAACCGAAGCCUCAGACCAGAGCAUACGUGUUUUAACAAUGUAUGACUAAUCCUAGUGUGCCUGGAAUUGGGAAGGGCCCAGGAGGGAGGCAGUCUGAUCCAGCUUCGGAUCCUGGCCCGUGCUAAAGCAGCUACUGUUGAGAGUGGCACAAAAUUACUGGCUCGCUCCAGCCCUUUACAACUGAGAGCACUGGGAUGAAGGGGUAGAUCUGCUUUCUAACGAACAGAAGGGGAUCAGCUUUAGCUUUGUCAUCUGUACAAUGAAAAACUCGAAGAGUUUGAAAAACACACAGCCCUGGUGUAUUGUCUUUUUAUUUAAAAUUUGUACACUUUGUAUAAUCUGUAUCUUGUGGUAUUUGGUACCAGAGGGAAAACUUUGGCAAGACUUAGCAGUUUUUAUAUUUUUGUUAUUUCCUUGUUGUUUGAUCCAGAUUACAUUGUAAUUAUACAAGAAAUUUUUUUGUACUGUACUUAUCAAUAUAAUUUUUUUUUAACAUUUGGACUGUCAUCAUUCAUUUCUGGCAUGCACCAUGUUCUCUCCGGCUGCUGCUCCUACUAGUAUUUAGUAUUUCUCAGCAAAACACAUCCAGUUCUAAACUGGUUAAACUCAGUUUGCAGGCAGGCUCUACUGUUUCCAGUACCACAGUUCACCCAAAAUAUCGCUCAGAGAGUGCUGAUAGUUUGGGAACAUUUCUGAAGGGAGAUGCACACCAUCAAGCCCUGUGGAUCGCAUCGGGGCACUUAUCUUCCCUGCUGCCUCACUUCAGCUCAGGUUUGUGGUGUUGAGUACACGGGACUCGGGUGCGGCAGCGUCAGAUUGUGAUUUAAGCUGGGUGUUGACAUGCCCCUGUUUCCUCAGGCUGAGUGCUGGAUUGCAGCCUCACCUUGCGUGAGGCAAUGGCUAAGCCCAGGAGGAUCAUAGAAUCCCUAGGUCAGAAAAGACCUUUGUGAUCAUCAAGGCCAGCCAUACCUGUCCACUACUAAACCAUAUCCCUAAGCACUAUAUCUAGCUGUCUUUUAAAUACCUCCAGGCAUGGUGAUUCCACUACCUCCCUGGGCAGCCUGUGCCAGUGCUUGAUAAUCCUUUUGGAGAAGAA
Cuculus canorus (common cuckoo) is the source of this 5150-nucleotide messenger RNA. It is a transcript of the gene HMGXB4, whose product is annotated as HMG-box containing 4. The record is from RefSeq and is a predicted model, not a curated record. NCBI's taxonomy places the organism in Eukaryota, Metazoa, Chordata, Aves, Cuculiformes, Cuculidae. Bases 214 to 2226 code for a protein of 670 amino acids. The transcript has 11 exons.